Messenger RNA from Musa acuminata subsp. malaccensis (wild Malaysian banana), 847 nucleotides. RefSeq lists its product as uncharacterized. NCBI's taxonomy places the organism in Eukaryota, Viridiplantae, Streptophyta, Magnoliopsida, Zingiberales, Musaceae. Gene Ontology annotation, biological process: cytoplasmic microtubule organization. Gene Ontology annotation, molecular function: microtubule binding. The record is from RefSeq and is a predicted model, not a curated record.
GACACCUUUAAAUUUACGGUUCUUAUUUCCUCGACUCUCCCCUCGCGUCUGUAAUCUCGCCUCUAUUUGCUCGAUCUCUAUCAGAAAACAACCAUGGUGUGCGACAAGUGCGAGAAGAAGCUGGCGAAGGUAAUCGUGCCGGACAAGUGGAAGGAGGGCGCCAGCAACACUACCGAGAGCGGCGGCCGAAAGAUCAAUGAGAACAAACUCCUCUCCAAGAAGAACAGAUGGACACCUUAUGGAAAUACCAAGUGCAUGAUUUGCAAACAACAAGUACACCAAGAUGCAAAAUAUUGUCAUACUUGUGCAUACUCUAAAGGGGUGUGUGCCAUGUGCGGGAAGCAAGUGCUGGAUACAAAGUUAUACAAGCAAAGUAACGUAUGAUGACGUAGUGUCAUUUCUUGGAUCACAAUGUUUAUAAUUUCUUAGCUUGCUUGGUUUGCAGCGUGCUAUAGUUAAAAUUGCUUCAGACAAAGGCCACGUGGAACCGGUGAAUGGAUGUUGAUCUGUACCUCUUAUCAAUCUACAAAUGAUUGGACCCGUUGUUUGUGAGAUGAUUAGCAUAAUCAUAAUCCUAGUGGAAUCAGUAGUAUUUAGACCUAUCUUUUUUUUCCAAUAGAGUCUUCAUCGGGUGAGUCUUUAAAAUGUCCUUUUAUAUUUUAUUUGUAGAAAAACUUUAGUUCUAGUCAUGUUUUUGGGGUCAGCUCUGACCUUGGACAAGAUAACUCGGGUCUUUCAUUUAUGUUUCGUCAUGGUGACCUCAAGGUCGGGGGUGGAUUAUGGCCGCUCCUACUCAAGCUCUUGUAUGACUUCUCAUUCUUAUCCAAGAAUAUUGUCUUUGUGGUAA